Brachypodium distachyon (stiff brome) is the source of this 1734-nucleotide messenger RNA. Its product is annotated as glycine-rich RNA-binding protein RZ1A. The transcript is spliced from 5 exons. The coding region runs from base 193 to 813 and encodes 206 amino acids. NCBI's taxonomy places the organism in Eukaryota, Viridiplantae, Streptophyta, Magnoliopsida, Poales, Poaceae. The record is from RefSeq and is a predicted model, not a curated record. Gene Ontology annotation, molecular function: RNA binding; zinc ion binding.
CUGAGCUCAUCACCACAAUGGAAAAAUAUCUCGCGCCGCCGCCAGGAUUUUAGGGUUCUACAUUUCCACUCCUGGAAUCCCCUCCUCCGACAUAUAAAACCGGAAGCGCCUCGCCGAGGACCUCUCUUCCUUCCUCCCCCGAUCUUCCAUUUCCUCCCAGGUCGUCGUCUCUCCGUCUUCAGCGCGCAAGAGAUGGCCGAUGUGGAUGAGUACCGUUGCUUCAUUGGGAACCUGUCCUGGUCAACAACUGAUGAGAGCCUCAAGGAUGCAUUUAGAAAGUUUGGAAAUGUCACUGAGGCAAAGGUGGUCCUUGACAAGUUUUCUGGCAGGUCACGUGGAUUUGCCUUUGUGACUUUUGAUGAGAAGAAAGACAUGGAAGCAGCUAUUGAGGACAUGAACGGAUUGGAUUUGGAUGGGAGGGCCAUCACUGUUGAUAAAGCUCAGCCGCAAGGAGCUGGUAGAGACCGUAAUGGUGACCGUGAUUAUGAUCGUGAUCGUGGAUCUCGUAAUGACCGUGGCCGUGAUUCUGGUGGUGGGCGUGCUCCGCGUGGUUCAGGUGGUGGUGGGGAUUGCUUCAAGUGUGGCAAACCUGGUCACUUUGCUAGAGAGUGCCCAGAUGGUGAUGGUGGGAGAGGUGACAGAUACAGUGGCAGGGAUGAUAGGUAUGGUGGUGGUAGAUCUGACCGUGGCAGCGACCGAUCUGACCGUGGGGGUGACCGAUCUGACCGUGGUGGUGACCGAUAUUCUGGUCGUAGCCGAGAUGGUGGAAGUGGAGGUGACCGUUACAGUCGCGACCGAUCUGGUCCCUAUUGAUGGCCUGGAUCUUGAGAUGUAUUUUCUAUCCAGGCAUAUGACUUGGUCAUAAUGCUUGGUGCUUGGUCCUACAUUUUUUGCUUGAUACUCUACUCAGCGAAACUUGCUUUGGUUGAAACUCGUAAGGUGGCUUUUGUUGCUACGUGUGUUGGUGCACAGUCAUGUUGGUUCUGCUCAUGGGGCCUCUAUAUGUGUGGCAUACGUGGGAUUGGACUGGCGUACCAUGUUCUUGUUUCGGUUGUAUUCGGAAGGAAAUGAUCAACUGAACUUAGCUUGAGAACAUCUGAAGAAAUUCAAGUGAUGAAUCAUCCAUAAAAGGAAAAUGAACUGGCUUCUUUUUGGGUUAUUUCUUUUGUUCUGGAUUGGUUUCAGUUCUCCCGUAUUAGCCUGUCCGACAGACCAUUCUCUAAUAACUAAGGGCAUGUUCUUUGAUUGCAACCUAUGGCUCUGACAUAGCACUGGAGGACCUCUGCAGCCUAAAAAAUGAUGCUUCUGCCCCUGCCCCUCAGUCCCUGUUGGUUGGCUUUGCUACCUGGUCGCUGUUCGCCUGCCUCUGAGACUGAACCACCUGAGUUUGCUGCUGCUUCGUUGAGCUGUGCCAUUCCUUGUGAGUUGCCUCUUUAGUGCUAGGCUGCUAACUACCUGGCUCGUGUUCAUUGCCACUUCACUUCCCGGCACCCGGAGCAGCUAGUGCUGCUAAUAUGUUUUAAUAUAACUUUAAAAUGUGAAUUGUUGGCUGCUAUUCUUGCUUUACCGGCUCGCAAUAUAGUACAUAUUUGGUCUUUAGAAGGGAAAAACAUUAGAAUUAUUCUUCUUGUUCAACUUCAUGAGUUGUAACAUAAGAUCUGUAAAUGAGAUUUUUGGCAUUGUCUGUUAGCGACUAACUGGAGUUGCAAGUUUUAAUAGCAACAUGCUACUACA